UGGAGAUGCUUCGCUCUGAAAGCCUGAGCACAUGUGAACAGUAGCAAAACAGGGAGAACCCCUCCUGGAUCCCUCCCACCGUGCUGCAGGUGAGACGGUGUACCCAAUACUGCAGAUGAGGAAACUGAGGCGCAGCUCCAAAGCACCACAGCGGGGCGGGGUGCACCUUCUUGCUCUUUGGGGCUGGGCUGGAGCUCAGUCAGCCCUGCAUGGGGCCCCCUCCAUCCUGGGCCUGUCCUGCUGGAACCUGGAUCCGGGGAGAGCUUCCUGAGCCCCUGUGGUGCUGGCCUGAUCCAGACAGGAGGCCCUGGCUCUCAGCAGCCCCCACUCACCACCGACAGCGGGAAGCACACGAGCACCAUGACGGCGUGGUGGAGCACCAUGAGGAACUCCUUGUGCAGGAGGUGGAAACGAUGUAGCCAGCUGUGGAGGCCAUGACGGCUUGGACGGAGGACACGAGCCUAGGGAGGAAGAGGGAGCCGUCGGUUGGGGAGAAGAGGCGCCCCUUGGCUUCUCCUCUUGAUUGUCCAGUUACUGUGCUUCUCGGGUCACUCCCUGCGCAUCUUUGCCCAAGGCUGCCUUGCCCAGGGCUCAGCCCUAUUCAGACAGCAGUGAGCUCCUGGGUUCACCCCUUUCUCUGCCAUCUUCCCUCAACUGCGGACCCUGAGUCGCCAUCCCCUCAGGAGGACACCAGGGAGGUCAUCUUGAGGUUUAUUGUGCCCCUGGCUCCCCUUCCUCUGCAACUUCACAAAACAGCCCAGUUUCCUCCUGGAAAAGGACCCUGGGGAUUGGCCGAUUCGAGCCCCUCAUCCAGCUGCAAGGAAAGGAGGCCCAGUGACUUGGCCAAGGUCCUGCAGCAGGUUGGAGUGGUUCUGCAGACCCCAGCAGAGGAGCGCGAAAGUCAACGGGAAGAAGACACAGCCCAGUACAAAAAGCAGGGUCAUGCCUGUCUGGGGGACAAAAGGACGUGUCUGAACACCCCGCGGAGGAAGAAGCCAGCACCAGCCACUGCUGGCACGGGGCUGCAGCCCCUGGCUACACACACCUCCGAAAGACAGCCGCGACUUCGGACACCUCUCUCCCGCCCCAGCCUGACUCCCCAGGGGCGGUAUGAAACCACUAGUGAUAAUAUCUCCCAUCGCCAGCUUUGAACUUCAGGUAGAAGGAGACCUUAUGGCAGUUGGACUAUUUGAGAGACCUGGUGCCCUGUGCCGCCUCCUGCAUAAUGCAUGCACUCAUGGUAGGAACAGAACCCCGUCCGUGGUGAGUCUGGCCACUGUGGGCCAUGGACGUGUCCAGAGGCCUUGCCAAGGCUGAUGUCUCUAGGAUGUUGGCAGGAGUUGAGGAGACAGAGGGAGUAUGUGUCACCUGAAAAUUUUCCUGGGGCUGAGGAGGGAACAGGUUGCAUCUUGAGCCUCAGGAUUCGGCAAAGAAAAUAGGGGAAGACAUGAGUUCCCAUGGCUCAGCGGUAAGGAACCAAAAUAAUACCCAUGAGGACGUGGGUUUGAUCCUUGGCCCUGAUCAGUGGGUUAAGGAUCUGGCAUUGCUG
Phacochoerus africanus (Common warthog) is the source of this 1549-nucleotide messenger RNA. RefSeq lists its product as uncharacterized. NCBI's taxonomy places the organism in Eukaryota, Metazoa, Chordata, Mammalia, Artiodactyla, Suidae. The transcript has 7 exons. The record is from RefSeq and is a predicted model, not a curated record. Bases 435 to 1151 code for a protein of 238 amino acids.